AUGAUAUUUAGGACGAAUCGUACAAAUGAUGAUAUUAUGACAGAUUUAUGGAAAAAACCAUCGCCAUCUUUGACCAUGUUAAAAAUGAAUCGUCCCGAAUGGCUAUAUAUUGUGUUCGGAUGUAUUGGUUGCCUUUGUAAUGGAGGCAUUCAACCGGCUUAUGGUGUUAUUCUUAGUAAAUUAAUAGCGGUAUUUCAAGAAUGUGAUCUAGACAAACAAGAACGCAAUGUUCUUCUUUAUAUCUUGUUAUUUAUUGGAUUUGGUGUUCUUAUGCUAAUAACUAUGUUUUUACAAAGUUAUUUAUUUGCAUGCAGUGGAGAAAAGUUAACGAAACGUUUACGAUCAAAAGUAUUUCGAUUUAUGUUAAAACAAGAUAUGGCUUAUUUUGACGAUCCGAAAAAUAAUACUGGAGCACUAUGUACUCGUUUAGCCGUAGAAGCUUCAGCUGUUCAAGGUGCAACAGGCAUUAGAAUUGGUCUUAUGCUUCAAAAUUUUUCCAGUCUUGGUGUAGGUAUUAUACUUGGCUUUGUUUACGGUUGGGCACUAACACUAAUGCUUCUCGGAUUUAUUCCACUCAUUGUUAUUGGUGGAUUUUUACAAUCAAAACUAGUUAGUGGGUUUGCAAGCAAAGACAAAAAGGCUCUAGAAAACGCUGGAAAGGUGGCUGUAGAAGCCAUCCAAAAUAUUCGUACUGUGGCACAAUUAACAAAAGAAGAGCAUUUUGGUAACGAAUAUGCUCAUUUAGUGGAUAUUCCAUACAAAUCAUCAUUGAAACGAGCAUAUGUAUUUGCUUUUUUUUUUGCAUUGACAAAUUCCAUUACGUUCUUCGCCUUAGCAGCAUUAUUCUCACUCGGUGCAUAUUUAGUCGAUAAAAACAAAAUGCAAUUCGAAGAUGUUUUGCUGUAAGAAAAUGAGCGCAACUUCAUUUAUAAUGUUGUUCUAAAUUUCUCAGACGAUAUACCCAUUCAUAGAAUUGUAUAAUGGAUGGAUCACAAAAAAUUAUAGUGUUAGUAUUUUCAAAUUUUUUCUCCUGCUUCCUGCACUCGAUUGAGCUAAUUAUUUUACCAAAAGAUUACCCAUCGGAUUCUCUACUAAACAUGUCUUGCCUGUUUUAUUUUAAAGAUAUCCGAAGAUGAAAAAUGUCAUGAGAAAGUGUAAAAAGUACUAAAAUAUAGAAAACAUAAACGUAUUGUCUCAAAGAGAACUCUAUUUUUUCGAAAUAAAAAAGCAGCUUUUUUUAACUUCACUAAAGAUUUUAUUUAGUUUUAAAUUAUUUUUGACGUUUUGAAAUAUACAAAGUUCAUUUUCAAGAAUAAAAUCACUAUGUACGUAACUUAUGAAAACGAAAUAGCGCAAGUAAGAAAUAUAUAGAUGUACAGUACCACAGACGAAAGAAAAAUGAGGGAAGAGAAUGAAGGAAGAAAAAUUUUUUACCAAAUAAUAAUGAAGCAAGAGAAUGAUUUCAACUUUUGAACAAGUAAAACGAGAUAGUUUCAUGAAAUAACAUUAGAGAAGAGAAACUAUCUUGUGAAACUAUCUCAUUUUACUUGUCCAAAAGUUGAAAUUGUUCUCUUGCUUCAUUGUUAUCCGGUAAAAAAAUUUUCUUCUUUCAUUCUCUCUCGUCAUUUUCCUUUCGUCUAUAUAUUUCUUACUUGCGCUAUUCCGUUUUCAUAAGUUACGUACAUAGUGAUUUUGUUCUUGAAAAUGAACUUUGUAUAGUUCCAAACGUCAAAAAUAAUUUAAAACUAAAUAAAAUGCUUUAAUAAAGUUAAAAAACGCUACUGUUAUCGUGUAUUUUAUGUUGAAAUUAUUGCCCAUGAAUCGUAAUAAUAUAUUUUUUCGAAUGCUCUCACAAGCUUCAGAGCACGGCUCUAGUAUAUUUUUAUGUAGUUUGCAAUACGCUGCCUCAUCGUGUAGAAUGAAAAUCGUUUGAAUCUAAAUAUUCGACGCAAAGAUUAACUUCGUCGUAAUCAAGCGAUAAUAGCAAAGAUUUUUACCUUUUCUGCGCGACUGAACCAAUUUUUCAAAUCUAGAGAUCUGACGAUAACGACUCACUAAUACUUAUUUAUUUUCAAAAUAAAAAAAGCAACCUCAAUGGAUCAAGUUUGACUGGGUUUCAUUUGUUUUAUUGGAACGCUCAAAUUUAUGGUAAAAAAUCCUCAUUUUUUAGAGAAAGUGGAAAAAACAUGAAAUCAUCCACCCUCAAUUCUAACUAAAAUUUUUCUAAAAUUUUAAGUGGAAAAUAGAGCUUAACAAAUUCUCUCUGACUUACUUUUAGUAAGUAAUACCACAAAAAAAACUGUUUUUUAACUUAACUACGUUGAUUUUUUCUACAUUUUGGUACUUGUCACAAUUUUUCAUGUCAUUUUUACACCUUCCGAUUUUGAAAAAUAACAGUCGAUACAUGUUUUGUAGACAAUCCGACGGGCAAACUUUUGGUAAAAAUAAUUAGGUCAAUCGAGUGCAAUGAGGAGGAGAAACCUCGAAAAUACUCACACUAUAAUUGUUUUUGGGUCACCCGUUAUAUCUUUACACUAUGAGCAUGUUCUAUAACUUUUACAGCUAUUGUCAGCCGUUUCUGGAUUAGAACUUUUAUGAAAAACAUAAUUUAUGACUACUAUGCGUUCCAAAAUACGAUGGUCUUGGAUAUUUUUCGAAUAACUUUUCACAGAAAUGAGAAAUGAGAUCUGCGGUUCUCAGUUUUGAAAACCAGACACCUAAUCACAUAUUUCUAUAAGCAAAAGUGAAUUUUGGAAAAGCUUUUGGCGCUGGGUUUCCAGAGGACCUUUAGGAAACUAGCUUGAGUUUUCCGAAAUUCACAUAGAAAUAUAUUGAUUAUUUUUAUGGACUGAUAGCCUGGGUUGUUCUCUUCAAAACGAGAAUAAAGUGAGACCUUGAUUUUCUGCGAUUCGGGCGUUGUAUCGCAUUGCCGACGGGUCUCAGGACUCGGUGGCUAGCACUCGGUGACUCUUGGUGGUCUUAAAGACGUAUGGACUAUAGAUAAUCGACUAUGCUGAGUCUCGUGAUAAUAUUUGUUCUUAGAAAAAGUUUUAAAAGUCUACUGAAAAGUCAGUUUUACGAAAACUAGGGUUUUCAGCCUGUUUUUACCUAUUAUUAUUUUACAUAUUAUUAUAGAAAAGCCAGUUUUACCUAAUAUUAAAAAAUUCACUAUUAUAAAAUCUCAAGAUAUGAUUAAUUUUAUCUGCUAAACGUGAUUAAAAAAUCGAAAAGUAUAUUUUUGGUAAUGGGUUUUCCAGAAACCCUUUUUGGAAAACCUUCAGGUUUUCAAAAUUUAUUUCUAGAUCUCCUAUAAAUAGAAUGUAAAAUAGCUUAAAUGCUUUACAUUCUGAAAUGUUGAACUCGUUUUGAUGUUUUUUGGUGAAUAGUGAACUUCUUAAUAAUAAUAGGUAAAAACAGGCUGAAAACCCUAGUUUUCGUAAAACUGACUUUUCAGUAGACUUUUAAAACUUUUUCUAAGAACAAAUAUUAUCACGAGACUCAGCAUAGUCGAUUAUCCAUAGUCCAUACGUCUUUAAGACCACCAAGAGUCACCGAGUGCUAGUCCUGAGACCCGUCGGCAAUGCGAUACAACGCCCGAAUCGCAGAAAAUCAAGGUCUCACUUUAUUCCC
Messenger RNA from Didymodactylos carnosus, 3630 nucleotides. Lineage: Eukaryota; Metazoa; Rotifera; Eurotatoria; Philodinida; Philodinidae. The record is from the annotation of a GenBank genome assembly.